AUGUCUCUCUCACGAUAUGGCGUCGACGAUGCAAAGGUGCCGCAGCAACCUUUCCUUGCAAGUGAAGCCCCCAGAGGACCAACUUUCCUCGACACAACUGCAUGCCUGUGCAGUCUCCGCGCGCUACCAGGACAGAACAAGCUCGCCGAAGCCAAUGCAGCCUUAGACAAUGGCCAAGCAGCAUGGCAAUGUAUCGGAAACCAGACCCAGGGCGUUUAUAACGUUACAAGUGGGAAAUGGUACAAAGCGAAAAAUGCCAAAGGGUCGCUCAAGCUGCCCAUGGAGGAUGACUCGAAUCCACCGGUUGGGAAAGAUCUUGUUUGGGAUUCCAAAAGCAAAUCUCUCGAGCCUUUGAAGGAUAACACACUCACAGUCUAUGAUCGAGACUGCACCGGCACCAACAGGUCGAGCUUUUCCACCAGCUUCUACAGAGCCACCCACCAGCAACUGAACGACCAACUUCCUUACGAUGCCGCACCUUGUUGGAGACCCGGUGCUCUCCCCCUCCAAUUGCAGAAUAUAUCUUCGUGGCAGAACGAAGGGUGCAGGGAAGGAUUUCUGUGCCAAAACAACACCAUCAACUCACUCCCCCAAUCCUGUCCUCCUCUCAAAGAAUGCACUGUCGCACGUGUUUCGGGCAUAACCUGCUCAUUCAAUGGCUCAAAUAUAGCCAUGGGUGUUUUCGAGCCGAUUGUUUGUCAGGCAGGCUACUAUUGCCCUGUUGAAGACAAAGGUCAGAAGAAGAUCCGGUGCCCUGCAGGCUCGUAUUGUCAGCCGGGUUCCUCCUCGCCAACGCCUUGCAAUGUCGGCAGCAGCUGUCCAGAGGGUUCAUCGUUCCAACGCUAUUAUGUCCCCUUGCUAGCUUUGAUUCUUGUCGAUAUUCUUCUCCUUGUGGGUAUGUUUGUCUUGAUGUUCCGUUCACGAUGGCAGAGAACAUCCAAGGCGCAUACCGGUAUGCUGAAGAGACACAAGACCAUGAGGGCUGUCAAGGCGACAAUCACUGGAGGUGGAUACAAGGAGCUGCGCGACGAUGCGGAUCACGAGAUGGCUCCGAUGCAGCCUGGCUACAGUCCCUAUUCACCAUAUGGAUUUCGGGAGGGUCGCAGCCGAACUGGUUUCGAGGCUGCUCUCAACCGCAACAGUGUUUACAGCUCUGAAGCGGAGCAAAGGGAACUGGAAGCCAACCCCCAACUCAGAGCUUUUGUCGAGUCUAUGCGAAGAGCAACUGAGGCAACCAACUUUGGUCUUUCUUUCAGAUAUUCCGACCUUGUUUUCCAUCCCAAGAAAAGCCCCAAGCCUGUCCUGCAGAACGUGACUGGUUCCAUCGAGCAGGGGCAACUUGUUGCUGUCAUGGGCGGAUCAGGAGCCGGCAAAUCAACUUUCGUCAACGUUUUGAUGGGUAAAACAAGCAACACGGGCGGAAUCGUUGCCGUCAACAACACUCCAGGCAAGAUGAAGCAGUAUAAGAAGCUGACGGGUUAUGUGCCUCAAGACGAUGUCGUGUUGCCCGAGUUAACUGUUUACGAGAACAUUGUCCACUCAGCACGCGUCAGACUUCCUCACAACUGGACUCCCAAGGAGAUUGAGGAUCACGUUGAGGCUGUCAUUGAUUGCUUAGAGCUCUCACACGUCCGCGAUUCCCGGGUUGGUAGUGUUGGCAAACCUGUUAUCAGCGGUGGCCAGCGAAAGCGUGUAAGCAUCGGUAUGGAAUUGGCAGCGGCGCCUAUGGCUAUCUUCCUUGACGAACCAACCAGUGGUUUGGAUGCGACUGCAGCAUCAUCCAUCAUGCGCACACUCAAGGCCAUCGCAAGACUUGGCAUUUCCAUCAUUGUCAUUAUUCAUCAACCCCGAACCGAGAUCUUCGACUUGUUUGACAACCUCAUCCUUCUUGGCAACGGACAAACCAUCUACGAAGGCCCUCAGAUCGAGUCGCAGACUUACUUUGAGAGCAUGGGUUUCCAGUUCCCCGAGCACAGCAACCACGGUGACGUGAUUACCGACAUCAUCACUGGUAACGGUCGAGAAUACAACAACGUGGGCGAUGUGUCCAAGGAAGCCCUUAUCUCGCAUUGGGCCAAGAUGCGCCAGAAUAAGAAAGAGGAGGCUUAUGAGCGGAGGAGUAUCAGAUCCACUAUGCUAGGCGACACAGGCAUGCGCCAGGCCCUCAAGAAGCGAGGCGCUCCGUACUAUAAACAAGCCUGGCUUUGUCUGUGCCGUGCUAUGCUCCAGCAAUACCGCGCAAGGGCUGCUUUCUUUGCUGAAAUGGGUCUUGCUGUGCUAGCAGGCGCCCUGCUUGGCCUUGCCAACAACCCUAAGAAAGGUAUCAUGUUUGUUGGUCUAUUCCACGAACCUUAUGAUGUAUUGUCGACUUCGAUUGAUUUCUUUUCUGCGCCUCAGUUCGCUCUUCUGAUCGCAAUUGCCAUCGGUCUUGUUGCUGGUGCUCCUGGUGUCAAGCUCUUUUCUGAGGAGAUGCUCUUGUACAAGAGGGAGGCUGAAGCAGGUCAUUCACGACUGGCUUACUUCCUUGCCAAGGUUGUAUCCGUCUUUCCUCGCAUGGCACUUGGAUGUUUGCAUUUCACCGUGCCACUCUUCCUGCUGUCGACGCCUAUCGUGGACUGGGGCCUGGCGUUCCUCGUCAACGUCCUGUACUUCUACUGCAUUUAUGGCCUGGCAAGCAUCAUAAGCAUGGUCGUCCGUCGAGAAGAUGCACCACUGUUUGCGACUAUGAUUUCCCUCAUUACUGGUAUUCUUUCCGGUUCUGCACCGCCGUUGGCAUCUGUCCGAGACUGGCAUAUGGAGUGGCUAUGGCGGGCGUCUCCUGCGACAUGGUUGGCAGAGUUGUACUUUGGCCAGCUUGUGGCACCUUUCUCAUAUCUUUACUCGGUUGACAUUGCAGCUGAGAAGACCGGAUACCAUCUCGACCGCAAGUGGCUCAAUAUUGGUAUUUUGGUGGCGAUCGGAACGCUUUAUCGACUGAUUGCUUUUGCCGGUAUGAUUCUUGGACAUCGGCUAAGAAGAUGA
This is a messenger RNA of Fusarium pseudograminearum CS3096, 3021 nucleotides long. RefSeq lists its product as uncharacterized. The record is from RefSeq and is a predicted model, not a curated record. Gene Ontology annotation, molecular function: ATP hydrolysis activity; ATP binding; ABC-type transporter activity. Gene Ontology annotation, cellular component: membrane. Bases 1 to 3021 code for a protein of 1006 amino acids. NCBI's taxonomy places the organism in Eukaryota, Fungi, Ascomycota, Sordariomycetes, Hypocreales, Nectriaceae. The transcript is spliced from 2 exons.